Messenger RNA from Homalodisca vitripennis (glassy-winged sharpshooter), 3148 nucleotides. RefSeq lists its product as uncharacterized. Bases 848 to 1393 code for a protein of 181 amino acids. The record is from RefSeq and is a predicted model, not a curated record. Lineage: Eukaryota; Metazoa; Arthropoda; Insecta; Hemiptera; Cicadellidae. Gene Ontology annotation, biological process: NADH dehydrogenase complex assembly. The transcript has 3 exons.
AUAAAACAAUAGAUUUAUUUGACCAGUAAUACAAUCCCAGGCCAUUAAACAUUUACACUCUCUGUAAGUAACUCUUUUUAAGCACUUGAAGACCAAAUAGGUACAUUUUAAGAACAUGAUGUUACAGUCAGAGCUGUGACUUUGAAUUUAAGUUGACAAUCCUAAACUUGCAACAAUCAACAAAAAACAGCACCUUAAGUUAAUUUUGGGAAAAAUCUUAGUAGUAGCAGCCAGUCACUGUUGGAACUUGGACCAAUGUUUGAGGGCAAGCUAGACAGUGGCUGUAAGGUGACGGUUAGCAGCUCUGGGGCUCCUAUUUAUUAUGUGGCCAACAACUACGUGGAAGCUGACUGAGGGCUUCACCCACAAUAAUCAUGGGAACUGGUGUUAGUGUAUCUGAUAAUUUUAAUUUUAGUAUCUUUUCUAGGACUAGACGAAUUGCCAUUCAUAAUCACCCUUAAAAUGAUUUUCUGAAUGAUUGGCUUUCCUCUAAGAGUAGAUCAGCCCUCCGGCGAUAGUGUAGGAAAGGCAAAUAGGGUAAUAAAGGAGGCUGUUGAAGAUAUUCAGUUCUGCAACUUUAUUGACACCACUUUAUUGUAAUGUAUACAUUGUACAAAACAUUGAUUGCACAUAAACAAUACUGGAAAACAUGUUUUGGCUCACUCGAUCUGUCAAUCUUGGAAAUAGAGUAAGAUAUCGUAAUAUAUUAAGAUAGAUAGCCACUAACCAUUGCUCCUCACUAAAUAAUUCCACAUUUUCUAUCAUCAAACAUCACAUAUUUUACGCAGCAACCAAUGAUCUAUCAGCAGAACUAUUUCACCACUUUCAUGCCUCUACACAAGAAGCUAUGGAGGAGUUUGUACUGUUUGACUUCACCAAACUACCGAACUUGCAUGGGUGGUCAGAAAUGUCAGAUGUUGUGAGGGAAGUAGGCAUGUCUAAGGCAGUAUUGGUUCUGCAGAAGACACAGAGGUUCCAGCGAGGAGUGCUCUUCACUAUGCUCAAUCCUCAGCCCAAUGGGGCAGGGUUUGCUGGGUUCCGGACAGAUACAGAGUUAGACCUGAGUGACUACAACACUCUCCGGCUCCACUGUCGAGGUCAGGGUGAGAACUACGGAUAUAAAGUUGUGCUGAGGCAUAAAAAUGAGAACACUGAACCGUUCCCUUCCUAUGAACAGAUGUUUCAGGCACCUAACAGAAAGUUUGAAACUGUGGACCUGCCUCUGGCCGGAUUUGAACCGUAUUAUCGCGGCAAGAAGCAGAAUCAGUCGGCGCCGCUAGACAAAAGUCAGAUCACCAACUUCGAGUUCCAGAUCUACGGUGGGGUCUAUCUCCCGGUGAAGCAGGCAGGGACCUCCUCCCUGGAGAUUGACUGGGUCAAGGCGGUCCCUUAGUCCCUCUUCAUAUACCAAUCUCUGUAACACUCUUUUGUGAUGAAAUUGGAAUAAAUGUUAACCUUUAUUGCUCAAUCAACCAGUGAAGAGUGAAAAGCAAAACACUAUUAAUAGUAACAGGUAUGUUUUCGGGGAUAAAUAGGUCUUAUUACAAGGUAGGAAUAUGCCACACACGUCGCGAAACAGGCUUUGCUGAGGUUGCAUGCAAAAUUUCAGAUCUGUAAUUCAUUUCAUUCUUAAUAUGUCCUGCUGGCAGAUAGAGAAAUAUACAAACAUACAGAAAAGAAAUUUAUACAAAGAUUACGCUCAGCCAAAUUUCACAAUUCCAUUCUGGUUGGACUUGCACCAUACUAAUAUUGAACAGUAAAUUUUACACCGUCUGUAUAGAUAAACUUAAAUUGUACUGACAUUUUCAAUGGAUAUAGUUCAAUUACAUAAAUAUGUUGGAGAACUUAAGGUAUAAAAACAGUUACACAGGCCUGCUGGUACUACAAUUGCGUUCACUUAAGAAUGAUUUAUUACUUAUUUUUCAUAAUAGAACUCAUUCUUGUCUAUUUACGAAUUGUUUCAUCCAAAAUACAAAAUCUACGAUCAAGUCUCUAUUGGGAUAUCUUGCCACAUGAAAUAUUUACAUUUGUGUUCGUAAGUUAGGUUUCAUAGCAGUGUUCAAUAGUACAAGAUCCAGAUGAGCUAAGGAGGGUACUACAACGCAAGAGUUUGCUGAAAUCAAAUCUUUUCACCAUCCUAUAACAUUAAAUUUCCAUUGUAUUGUACAUAAGACCAAUGUAAAAAUAUACAAUAACGGUCAGCCUAAACACAUGGAGUAAUGUGAACUAUCAUUGAACUCAGUGUUGUUUUUAUAGAAAUUAAGCUUUGAGCAAAAUUUCAUGACUAUAAGUCAGUUUGUUUUUUAAAUAUUGUGAGGAAAGAUAGACACAUAGACAGUAGAAAUUAGAUUUUUCUAACCUCUCGAGUGAUAGGGUUUGCUAAAGCUCAGCGAAUUAAAUUUUUAGCAUCCAUCCAAAUUUCUGUUAUCUACUGGUAGAGUAGGUAAGCUUUUUAAAAUUAUUUAGCAUCAUUACAUCUAAGAGGCCAACUGCCUUAUUGAGACCAUAAAAAAAUGUACUCUAAGUAUAGGUUUCUCUAAAAACUCAAUACUAUCUACGUUAUAAAUAUUAUUAUAAACUGUAUUUAUUAUUUUCUAGUGGAUAAGUCCUUUGCAUCUGAAUAGUUGUAAUAUGGUUCUGAUUUACAAAAAAAUUAUCUUAAUUUCUCUUCUCAUUAAAAUGUAGUUUGUUAUUGACAAUUUUUUUGUCCCAUAAAUGUCCAAUAUAAUAUCCAUAAAUGGACCAUAACAUCCUUGAAUGUGUUGCCAUUUGAAAAUGUGCCAUUAAAUGCUUUUAUGUGGCACAUUAACAAUAUAAUGUGCCAUUAUAUUGUUCACCCCAUUUAGGGAAGUGAACAAUUACUGCUUAAAAAUAAACCUCUGGAACUUUAAUGAGUACUUCUUAAAUCCGCUUUAAAUUUUAGGUCUAACUUGGCUCCUAAAUAACUAAUUUCCUAUAAACUAUUAUUUUAUUGGGUUUUUGUACAGUUCCAUUUUUAUAGCAUGAAAUUUUGUUGAUGUACCUUAAUGCAGUUUUCCCAAAUUUUAGGAUUUAAAACUUUUUAAUUGUUUUCAAGCAUAAUAGAGUUUAUAUUUUUGUACUGUAAUUUCAUGUGCUAUAUUAUGUAAUAAAAAGCUUGUUAAGUUUU